AUGUUGGCAGUUAUUAGCAUAGAUAUACCGACACGAAAGCAUCAGAAUGCUGCUGAUAACAAAAGAUCAGUCACUUACGACAUAUGGCAACUGGUCAAGCCCGACUUGCUACUGCUAAUCACAGUCGUAAUUACCGCUGUUGCCGCCGCAGUGACAAACUUGAUGACACCAAAGAUUACCGGAGAAUUGAUCAAUAUUAUAGCCAAGUCUAUCAACGAAGGAUCUCUUGUUUUGAACGAUCUCAAGGAACCUGCUAUGAAGCUGUUGGCGUUGUUCGGAAUGCAAGGAUUCCUGACGUUUCUUCAUAUCUCGCUCGUGUCUAUUCUCGGUGAGAAUAUGGCAAAGCGUCUCAAGAACCAGUUAUUCUCGGCUAUUAUCCGUCAAGAUAUUGCAUUCUUUGAUAAAUAUAGAUCAGGAGAAUUGGUCAGUAGGCUGACCACCGAUGUUCAUGAAUUCAAGCAUACAUUCAAACAGAUCAUUACUUUGGGUCUAAAAGCUGUCACUCAGACAAUUGGAUCAGCGGUUGCUCUGUUACGUAUCUCAACUUCGCUCACGUUCACUCUGUGCGCCACAAUGCCUGUUAUCUACGCAUUGCUUAACGCCUAUGGGGCGUAUUUGCGAGAACUAUCGAAAAGAUCCAGAUCUAUAGAUGCCAUUGCUUCGGGUAUUGCUGGCGAGGGUAUAUCCAAUAUCCGUACAGUACGUGCUUUUGCAGCCGAAACAAGAGAAACAGAAAUGUAUAGCAAAGUAUGUAGAGAUGUUGCUAAAGCCAACAUAUUACUAGGAUAUAAUGUGGGUCUAUUCCAAGGCAUAACCAAUUCGACAAUAGGAUGUAUGGUGCUCAUUGUCUUAUACUACGGAGGAUCACUUGUGGUGAAGAACGAAAUUAGCGGUGGAGAUCUCAUGAAUUACAUGAUUUCGGUACAAUCAACUCAAAAAUCUCUUGUAUCACUUGGAGUUCUCUUUGGUCAGACAAUCAAGGCAGCGGCUUCAGCCAACCGUGUAUUCGAGUUUAUACACACGGAGCCUACUAUUCAGCUAACGGGAGGCAUUGAGCCAGAACAUGUGAAGGGCGACCUUGAGUUUCUAAAUGUCGACUUUAGAUACCCGACACGGCCGGAUCAAGUAAUUCUCAAGAAUUUCAGUCUAAGGAUUCCGAGUGGAACCAUGGUCGCGUUAUGCGGACCAUCAGGAUCAGGAAAGCCAGUCAUGUCUGACCUAACCACUUUCAAUCAAAAGUCAACGGUUGCAGCACUGAUCGAACGCUUUUAUGACCCAGAUGCCGGUGAAAUUAUCCUCGACAGCGUACCACUAUCAUCACUCGAUCCCAGCUGGCUGAGACGUCACAUUGGUUAUAUCAAUCAAGAACCUGUCUUAUUUGCCACUACGAUCUAUGAAAACAUUCGCUAUGGGAAACCAGACGCCACUAGAAAAGAGGUUGAGGAAGCGGCCCGAAAGGCCAAUGCGGCCGAUUUCAUUGAGGGAUUUCCAGCCGGGUACGAGACUGUACUUGGCGAACGGGGAGUUACUUUAUCUGGAGGUCAACGACAAAGGAUCGCAAUUGCACGUGCUAUUCUAAAAGACCCCAAGAUAUUGAUACUGGAUGAGGCGACGAGCGCGUUAGAUCAAUCAGAAAAGUUGGUACAAGAGGCUCUUGAUAAACUCAUGAAAGGUCGAACUGUCGUUGUCAUAGCACACCGGCUAUCUACGAUACAGUCUGCCGACUUGAUUGUUGUUAUGGGACGAAACAUAGGCAAUGUGAUAGAGCAAGGCACGCAUCACGGACUGUUGAAGAAGAAGGGAGCGUAUUUCCGACUUUACAACCAGUUAGCAAUGGAUAGUGAUAUGUUGUAA
Molecule: messenger RNA, 1854 nt
Organism: Paraglomus occultum
Lineage: Eukaryota; Fungi; Glomeromycota; Glomeromycetes; Paraglomerales; Paraglomeraceae
Source: the annotation of a GenBank genome assembly